Mya arenaria is the source of this 10932-nucleotide messenger RNA. RefSeq lists its product as uncharacterized. The coding region runs from base 404 to 4864 and encodes 1486 amino acids. The record is from RefSeq and is a predicted model, not a curated record. The transcript has 7 exons. NCBI's taxonomy places the organism in Eukaryota, Metazoa, Mollusca, Bivalvia, Myida, Myidae.
AAAAGAAUAUUCACCGGAGGAAACUGCAUCUAAUUUGUCACCCGAUAGGCUAUAUCAUAGUUUGCUGUAAACGUAUGGUUAGAGUAAACCCUGAAUAUUUAGACAAACAAAAUCACUUAUACUUGACGCGGAGCCGGAUUCAUUCGCAUUGUGCUACUUUAUGAAAAGUGAAAUGGAACUUGUGAUUCUCUUUUAAAGGAUUCAAGUGGACAGAUACGCAAAUGCUGCUUGUAGUGUUUUGUAUGUGUUUUUAUUUAUAGUAAGAAAGAUUAUCAGUAUCACAAACAUGUAAAACACAGCUUCUAUUGAAACUGCUUUGAGGUGUUUUGUGAGGAAGACAUUAUGGAUAUAUUCCGCGCUUAAACUAAGAUGAGGAUAAGGUAAAGGAAAAGAGGCGAGAAAUAUGGGUGUUUUCGACAGUCCUGAGGCUCAAAACUGGCUGCGACAGUGGCUGGCUGUGUUCAUCACGAGGGAAGCUAUAUUACCUGCUGUAAAGUCCGAGACAGUACGUUUACAUACAUACAUACUGGGGACGCUGCCAGCGACCGUUUGUUCACAAGACCACGGAAGAAUAACUGACACUUUGAGACUUUUUUGUCGUUUUCAUGAAGUAUUUCGUGAUGAAAUCAAACAGCGACAUAAGCAGAGACCGUCUUGGAAGAACGCCACGACUGACACUUGGCACAAUGACUCAUUUUCAAUCGCCAAGUUGUUUAUGCAGCCCUCGGGUUAUGACGACAAGACCAGUUUCGAUCAAAUCGACUUUAAUGGAAUUGCAGCCUUCAUGUAUAACUGCGGACGUUUCCCAGCCACUGUGGAGUCAUCGUCAGACCAGGCUCGUGUUUCUACCAACAAGAUUCGGCACAUGCCGGAUAAGUGUUCAAGUGCCCUGACAGACCAGGCCACCACAGAUUGUAUAGAUAGCAUGUGUAAGCUACUGAACGACCCAACAUUAAACACCGAUAAAGAGGUCCAGGAAGCUCUGAAACAACUCGAUGAGUUAAAGACUACCUUCCCUAAACUGUUUGAAGAGCAUUGGAAAUCUAUCAUUGAAGAUAUAACUACUAAAUGUCUUCAAGAUAUCCAUGACUUAUGCAAAGAUGAAAAGGAAUCAUGGAAAACAGAGGCAGACCAAAAGACAGCUGACCUUCGGUCUCUUGGUGACAGCAUUCUGUCUCAUUUAGCAACAAGAGGUGAAACUGUCUUGGGUGAUAUAAAGAAAUCCAUUAAAGACGGGAUGAAAAGUAUCGAAGACCAGGUUGUGAAAGGUGAAGGAAAGAUUGUGGAAAAAACUGAGAAAGGAGAACGAAAGAUUGAUGAACAGACUGAAAAGGGUGUACGAAGAAUUGAAGAAAGGACUGUUAGUGGGGAUCGGAAGAUCAAGGAAAAUACUGAAAAAGGUGAACGGAAGAUCGAUGAAAACACUAAAAUAGGAGAACGAAAAAUCGCGGAAACGGCUAAAACAGGAGAACGAAAGAUCGAGGAAAAUGUUGAAAUAGGAGAACGGAAAAUUGAGGAAAAAACUGAAAUAGGAGAACGGAAGAUUGUGGAAAAUACUAAAAUAGGAAAACGGAUAAUUGAGAAAAAAAUUGAAUUAGGUAAACGGAAAAUCGAGGAAACGGCUAAAAUAGGAGAACGAAACAUCGAUGAAACGGCCAAAAAAGGAAAACGAAAGAUCGAGGAAAAGGUUGAAUUGGGAGAAAGGAAGAUUGAUGCUAAGAUGAAGGACUUAGAUGCGAAAAGUGGAAAACUUACCAAAGCAGAUUUGAGAAAGGAGCUGUUUAAACUGUACAACAAAACUGCAAGCACAGUGCGUAUUCGGCUUGACAUCGAUGAGGCAGUUGAAAAAGUAUAUGAAGAGCCUAAACUUACUUUAAAGAAAACUGGCAAAGAUAAAGAGGAUCUUCUAUCUGAAGUGAAUGACAUUUUUCGAAACAAUAAGUGCACAAUGGAUAAAACGAUAUUUAUUGAAGGCGAGCCAGGUUCGGGAAAAUCUUCACUAUGUAAGAUGAUCGUUCAUGAAUGGUGUAAAACAAAACAUUGCGGACGGACAGAACACGACGGACACGAACUGAUAAGUCAGUUUGAAUUUGUUUUUCACAUAAUUCUCCGUGAGGCAAAGAAUGAAUGUCACGUAAAGAAAAUGAUAUUUAAAAACAUCAUAGACAGGAUUGGAUUCGACAAAAGAAGCUCAGAAACAUUGCUUAGAGAAGUUUUGAAAUCCAACACAUGUCUGCUAAUGCUUGAUGGUCUAGACGAGUGGAAGCACCCUGAAGGAUGCCAUUUGGAUGAAAGAAUUCCCCAUGUUGAAACAAUAUGGGAAAACUGUACCAUACUCAUCACCACAAGGCCAUACAAAAUUGCUGAGCUGAAAAUAGGUCGCUCUCAAAUUGGAAAACACAUCAUGUUGAAAGGAGUUUCGAACCCAGAAAGGCUGGUUGAGAAAGUGGUAUCAAGUUUGAACGAAUUUUACGACACAGGACUGUCCCAGGGUCCAAGAGCCGCAAGAUUACCACUGAAUCACAACAAAUGCGUUACGGAAAUUCGAGAUAAAAUCCUAUGGCAUUUCAGUGAAUGUCCGGUCCUGUUAGUUCACAUCGUUUGGCUUUGGUACAAGGGAAAGCUUUUGGUAGAUAUGACUCAGUCUGAACUUUACGGAACAUUGCUGAAGGAACGAUGGCUGGAAUCCUGUGGCAAUAGAGAAUCAGCUGUUGGAUCUAAAUACAACAAUGUGAUAUACGCCCUGAGCGAAAUAGCCUUUAAAAAGUUAUUCGCUGAAGAUGAACACAGUACAAUUGUGUUUGAUAUAGAUGAGAAAAAGAAUCCAACAUUCGAAAGUCAAAAGUAUGCGUCGCUUGAAUCUGGCAUCCUAUCCUGCUCAAAUAUUCCAGGUGAUUCUCCGCAAUACCACUUUUUGCACAAAAGUGUUCAGGAAUACCUAGCGGCGCUGUACUUAUCAAAGGACUUUGACAAGUGUUGUUUGCAUAUCAAACAAACAUACAAAAACCACAGAAAAGAAAGUGGAGUGAGCUUGUCCAAGGUUUUACUUUUUCUUUGUGGUUUGAAUUCAAAAGCUGCCGAAGAACUUGCAGAAACAAUAAACGAACUGUUCACUGACUUUUGCGAUAAUUAUGGUUAUUCUGAACGGGAAUCGAGAAACAUUCAGGAUUUGAUCAUAGAAGGUCAAAUAGAGCUAGACAGGAGCGAUAACUCCGGGAGGAAAUUGUGCCUUGAGCACCUCUGUAUUGCAGAAAAUGAUUUCGAUAAUGAAACAAUAACUGUUAAAAAUGCAGCCGCCUUACAAAAAUAUAAAACGACAAACCAAUCAAGCAUAGUAUCAUUGUAUAUCUUUCCCAAUGUAUUUGGUGCAUACGGGGGAGUUCUUGAUUUAGAAAAUUACAAAUGUCUAAAGUACUUAUAUGCAUUCCUUAUCGGCUUCAAUGAUGUCACUGGUUUGAAUUUGAGUAAUUUAGAAGAAUGCUACAUAAAAUUCGAUAGGACCCAAAAUGCUCCAAACCUCACAUCUACAUUCUACAACACUGAUAUCACAUGUUUGAAAAAAAUGAAAAAACUUCACUUGUCAAAAUUGGCGGAUUUCAACUGGCUACGUGAAGGUUCAGAACGAGAGGGAAUUCUUGAUAUACGACGCCUUGCAAAUCUUGAACAGCUAACCGAUCUUGGAUUAGAAAUACUGCCUCACUCAGACGUGAUGAAUCUACAAGAGUUGAGAAUACACAAGCUGCUAAUAGGAUUCCAGGUGCUAGAGCGAGCUCCACAGCUUAUGUCAGCAUUUUCUGCAUAUGGACCAUGCCAGAAUGAACGGACAGGACUUUUCUCUCACCUGAAGGACGUACGCCUAGAACGUAUCCACAUGGUAGAGAAGCAGUUCAGACGACUAUUGCAGUCGUUUAUUAAAGCGAGAGGAACUUCAUUGCAGUUGGUGGGGUGUUCCAUAGAACCGGAAGAUGAUGUACCGCAGUUUCAGAAUGGAUACGAGCAGCAGGUAGUAUCGUCUGAGUGUACAACAUACAUUGGGUUUUGGUAUCUUACCAUCACAAUAGAGGGGUUCAUGUGGCUUAUUGAUUACGUGACCAGAUGCGGUCAAUCCGUGAAAUGUGAAUUGGACGCAACAUACCUGAAACUAAACUAUCCUGUUGAAAAACCAGCCUUUCCGAUGUCGGUUCCACAGCUUAUCCUAGCUAAUUAUACCACCGAGUUGAAACUAUCAUGUACCGAUAUAUCAACAGAACAAAUUUGUCAAAUCUUCGGUAGGAUAAAUCAGCUCAACCAUUCAGUAACAUUAACAUUGGAUUGUUGUACCGAAUUAUCAGGCAAAAUCAAUUCACUUGGGAAUCAGAUGGUGCCUCCACCAAACCCGUCACAGGACUGUACCAAAUAUAUUGAGAUAAAGAACAUGAACAUAUCGGAAACAUUGUUUUGGUAUGCUGAUAUCAGUGCGAUUCAUUUAGGAUACACGUGUAAGAUAUCACGGUGUAAUAUACUGCCCAGUGAAGUGCCGCAUGCAGACAACCUUCAUUUUCCCAAGAUGACUGCUAACCACUCACCUGCUCAAACAGCAAAACUCAGAUUCGAUAGAGCAUCAAUACCACAACACGUAGUUGAGCGUCUCGCCUGCCAAGCGGCACUAUCUGGACAUUUGGUUGAGUUUGUGUUAGACAUGUGUUAUGUAGGGGUCACUCCGGCGGAUGUCUUGUCAUUGAAGGAAAAGUUGGAGGGAGACCCUGCCAUUCAGAUCGAGAAAUUCAAGUUUGAAACAAGCAAGGGCAUUCCAAAUAUCUGUCUCGAAAGAUAUAAGCCUGGCCAAGCAUGGGACAUUCGUUUUAACACAAACGCAAAAAUAUAAGUCUGCCCUCGCUGAGUCCACUGCAGAAAAGACCGUAGUCACGAAGAAUGCACUCAUAUCGAAAGGACGUCUGAAUUCCACGUAAGAUCACCAAGGAGAGUUCAUUCAUGCAAAGUGUAAUAAGAACAUUUAGAGUUCAAUUAAGCAAAAUGUAACAACAGAAUUGGCACAAUGUGUGCCUGCAAUGAGGACAUUAAGAGUUCAUUCAUGCAAAGUGUAACUAGAACUAUACACAAAGUUUGUUCCUGCAAUGGGAAUUCUGAGAGUAUAUUCAUGCAAAGUGUAACUAGAACUAUUGACAAAGUUUGUGCCUGCAAUGGGGAUUCUGAGAGUAUAUUCAUGCAAAGUGUAACUAGAACUAUUGACAAAGUUUGUGCCUGCAAUGGGGGUUCUGAGAGUAUAUUCAUGCAAAGUGUAACAAGAACUAUUGACAAGGUGUGUGCCUGCAAUGUGGAGACUGAGAGUAUAUUCAUGCAAAGUGUAGCAAGUACAAUUGGCAAAGUAUGUGCCUGUUAUGGUGAGACUGAACGUAUGUGUUGUUGCUGUUCUAGAUACUUCAGUUCAAAAUUUAUUUAAGCAUGACCUUUUGUAAAUAAUUUCGUCAGGUUUUCUCACAGUUUUGAAAUAUUUACGUGAAUCAUAUGUAUAUCUUUUAAAAUAACUUAAAAGGCAAUUGUUUUUUUUGUUGUUGAUAGGAUCAAGUAAGUAUAUUUGAUAAAUUAUGAAACACAAGCACAUACGGUUGAUAUAACAAUAUUUAUCUUCUCCAUUUGUCCCCCUUUAUCAAGAGUUAUAUUUUGCAUUUGACCCCAUUUUCCAAGAAUUAUCAUUUCAAUUGGUCCCCUUUUUCAACUCUUCUCUUUUCCAUUUGCCCCUUUUACCAAGAAUUAUCUUUUUCUUUUGGUCUGCUUUAUCAAGAGUUUAUUUUCAAUUUGGCCUCCUUUACCAAACGUUAUCUUGUAUAUUUUUCCCCUUUAUCAAGAGUUGGUCCGCUUUUUUCAAGAGUCAAGAGUAACCAUCUAAAUUUGACCCCCUUUAUCAAGAGUUAUCUUUUGUGGACCCCCCUUUAUCAAGAGUUAUCUUUUGUGGACCCCUUUAUCUAGAGUUAUCUUUUAUAUUUGACAUUUUUUAUCAAGAGUUUUCAAUUUGGCCCCCUUAACCAAUAGCUAUCUUUUUUUAAAUCUUUUUUUUUGCCCCCUUUAUCAAGAGUUGUUUUUCCAUUUGGUCCCCUUAAUCAAGUGAAACCUUUUCAAUAUGGCUACCUUUAGCAAUCGAUAUUCAUAUGGCCAUCUUAAUGUGGCCCCCUUUAUGAAGAGUUGUCCUUUCAAUUUUGCCCUCCUUUAUAGUUGUUCUUUCCAUUUGGUUCCUUUAAUUAAGAGCUUUCAUUUCUAUAUUUCGACCUUGAUUAAGAGUUAUCUUUUCUAUCUGCCCACCAUUAGCAAGAGUUAUCUUUUUAAUAUGGCACCCUUGAUCAAGAGUUAUCUUUUCUAGUUGGCCCCUUUUUUCAAAAGUAUCAUUUUCAUUUAGCUUUAUAUAACUAGUGAAUACAUUUUCUGAAUGAAUCAGUGUUUCUAAUGAAAAAAAUGAACUAAUAAAACUAAAUCACACUUCUGUACACGUUUUUUUGCAUUUAUUUAUUUAGUUCUAUUACUUACAAACAUGUUAUUUUACAAAAAUGUUAAUCUUAAGUUUGUAUUUCCUAUCAAUUGUAGUAUACACAUGUAAGUAAGUAAUAGUUCAUUUAUUCAAAUAAGUAAGCGGUACGUGCAAUGAAAGUUCAUUGUUUGAUAUGUUUUGGCUUUGCAUAACUUUGAUAUUUUAUGAAAAAACUGAAAGAAAUCAGUAUGUACACGUUUCCUGAAAUUUACUUAUUAAGGAUAUUUCUGCAUAUAGUUUUAAACCGUUGUUAUUCAUAUCAUUUGUAAUAUGCCCAUGUAAAUAAGUACAUUGUUCCUAUAGUCUACUUAUUAGACGGUACAUGUAAUCACUGAUCAUUGAUUGUUUUGUAUUUUGCUUUGUAUAGCUUGUGAAUAUAGUAAUUUGUGGAGUCAUUGUUUUUUAAUGAAAAAGACACGUUAACAAAUGAAGAUGACAGUACAAGAGCAUGCGUAAAGUUUAUUUACUUUUCUAUUGUAAUAAGUAUAGUGUUCAUGUAUUGAAUAUAGUAAACGUCACAUGAACGAAGGUUAAUGGUGUCUGUAAUUUAUUUGCAUUUUUCUGAACGUAGUGGACGUUACAUAAACGUACAUUGAUUGACACAAUAUGGUGUCUGAAAUGUAUUUACUUUCCCCAAUUGUAAUAACUUUAUUGUUCAAUUACUGAACUAUAUAGACGGAACAUGAACGUAAGGUAAUGGUGUAUGCAAUUCAAUUACUUUCCCAUGUUAUUAUAUUUUGUUUAAUUAUUGAACUUAGUAGAUGGAAAAUUAAUGGUGUCUGCAAUUUAUUUACUUUUCUAUAGUUAGUUACUAUAGUGUUAAAUUACUGAUUUUAGUAGAUGGAAUAUUAACGAAAGUUAAUUAUGUCUGCAAUUUAUUUACUUUUCUAUAGUUAGUUACUAUAGUGUUAAAUUACUGAUUUUAGUAGAUGGAAUAUUAACGAAAGUUAAUUAUGUCUGCAAUUUAUUUACUUUUCUAUAGUUAGUUACUAUAGUGUUGAAUUACUGAUUUUAGUAGAUGGAACAUUAACGAAUGUUAAUGGUAUCUGCAAUUUAUUUUAUUUUCUAAAGUUAGUUACUAUAGUGUUGAAUUACUGAUUUUAGUAGAUGGAAUAUUAACGAAAGUUAAUUAUGUCUGCAAUUUAUUUACUUUUCUAAUAAAAGUUGAUUGCUAAAGUGAUGAAUUACUUAUAUUGGUAGACUGUACAUGAAAUUAAGGCAAUUGUGUCAGCAGUUUAUUAAUUUUAUAAUGAUUGUGUUUCGACAAAUGGAUGAGACAAACAUGUUUUUUUCCGAGUUUUGCCAAAUUCUUACUGUCGAGGCAACACUCUUUGACAAGUCAAAUUUCAAAACGUUCAAAUGUGCACUUUCUUAUUCAGUCUAAUGUACUUUAUUAAAGAAAUAUAUAACUUUGGUAAAUAAGGUCAAGUAUUUCCAAAGAUACCAUAAAAUAAAUAUUGUGGAUUGGAAAUGUUCAAUUGUUUAUAGAAAUGAUGCAAAAUAUGAUUGCUGCAAGCAGUGUGUGUUAUUGACCUCUGUAAUAUACAAUGUAUAGUAAAUGCGUAAAUGCCUCGAACCGUAAAUAUAAGUAUCUACAGUAUGUAUGGAUGGUGAGUUAUAACUCCAUGUAGGGUUUGUAUGUAAUAACUUUAUAUAUAGAUGGUGUGUAAAAAAUCUAUGUAAAGACGGUGUGUAAUAACUCUAUGUAUGGAUUGUGUGUAAUAACUCUAUGUAUGGAUGGUGUGUAAAAACUCUAUGUAUAGAUGGUGUGAAAUAACUCUAUGUAUGGAUUGUGUGUAAUAACUCUAUGUAUGGAUGGUGUGUAUUAGCUAUAUGUGCCGACGGUGUGUAAUAAUUAUAUGUAUGGAUGGUGUGUAAUAGAUCUAUGUAUGGAUGGUGUGUAUUAGCACUAUAUAUAGAUGGUGUGUCAUAACUCUAUGUAAGGAUGGUGUGUAAUAACUCUUUGUAUGGAUGGUGUGUAAUAACUAUAUGUAUGGAUGGUGUGUAAUAACUAUAUGUAUGGAUGGUGUGUAAUAACUCUAUGUAUGGAUGGUGUGUAAUAACUCUAUGUAUGGAUGGUGUGUAAUAACUCUGUGUAUGGAUGGUGUGUAAUAACUAUAUGUAAGGAUGGUGUGUAAUAACUCUAUGCAAGGAUGGUGUGUAAUAACUCUAUGUAUGGAUGGUGUGUAAUAACUCUAUGUAAGGAUGGUGUGUAAUAACUCUAUGUAAAGAUGGUGUGUAAUAACUCUAUGUAUGGAUGGUGUGUAAUAACUAUAUGUAUGGAUGGUGUGUAAUAACUAUAUGUAAGGAUGGUGUGUAAUAACUCUUUGUAUGGAUGGUGUGUAAUAAUUAUAUGUAUGGAUGGUGUGUAAUAACUAUAUGUAUGGAUGGUGUGUCAUAACUAUAUGUAUGGAUUGUGUGUAAUAACUAUAUGUAUGGAUGGUGUGUAAUAACUAUAUGUAUGGAUUGUGUGUAAUAACUAUAUGUAUGGAUGGUGUGUAAUAACUCUAUGUAUGGAUGGUGUGUAAUAACUCUAUGUAUGGGUGGUGUGUAAUAACUCUUUGUAUGGAUGGUGUGUAAUAACUCUAUGUAUGGAUGGUGUGUAAUAACUAUAUGUAUGGAUGGUGUGUCAUAACUAUAUGUAUGGAUUGUGUGUAAUAACUAUAUGUAUGGAUGGUGUGUAAUAACUAUAUGUAUGGAUUGUGUGUAAUAACUAUAUGUAUGGAUGGUGUGUAAUAACUCUAUGUAUGGGUGGUGUGUAAUAACUCUUUGUAUGGAUGGUGUGUAAUAACUUUAUGUAUGGAUGGUGUGUAAUAACUCUAUGUAUGGAUGGUGUGUAAUAACUCUUUGUAUGGAUGGUGUGUAAUAACUAUAUGUAUGGAUGGUGUGUAAUAACUCUAUGUAUGGGUGGUGUGUAAUAACUCUAUGUAUGGGUGGUGUGUAAAAACUCUUUGUAUGGAUGGUGUGUAAUAACUAUAUGUAUGGAUGGUGUGUAAUAACUCUUUGUAUGGAUGGUGUGUAAUAACUAUAUGUAUGGAUGGUGUGUAAUAACUCUAUGUAUGGAUGGUGUGUAAUAACUCUUUGUAUGGAUGGUGUGUAAUAACUAUAUGUAUGGAUGGUGUGUAAUAACUAUAUGUAUGGAUGGUGUGUAAUAACUCUAUGUAUGGAUGGUGUGUAAUAACUCUUUGUAUGGAUGGUGUGUAAUAACUAUAUGUAUGGAUGGUGUGUAAUAACUAUAUGUAUGGAUGGUGUGUAAUAACUCAAUGUAUGGAUGUUGUGUAAUAACUCUUUUUAUGGAUGGUGUGUAAUAACUAUAUUUAUGGGUGGUGUGUAUUAAUUAUAUGUAUGGAUGGUGUGUUAAAACUUUUUAAAACGCUUUGUAUGGAUGGUUUGUAAUAACUCUGUGUAUGGAUGGUGUGUAAUAAUUAUAUAUAUGGAUGGUGUUAAUAACUGAAUGUAUAGAUGGUGUGUAAUAACUCUAUGUAUGGACGGUGUGUAAUAAUUAUAUAUAUGGAUGGUGUUAAUAACUGUAUAAACUCAAUGUAUAGAUUGUGUGUAAUAACUCUAUGUAUCGACGGUAUGUAAUUACUCAAUGUAUGGAUGGUAAGUAUUUACUCUAUGUAUAGGUUGUUUGUAAUUUCUUUAUGUAUGGAUGGUGUGAGCUUACUAUAUGUAAGUCAAUGUGUGUAAUAACCCUAUGUAUUGAUGGUGUGUAAUAACUUGUAUGGAUAUUAACUCUUUGUUUGUAUUGUUUACAAUAAGUGUAUAUUCGAAAGACGUGUAAUACGUCUUUGUGUGGAUUUUGUGAGAUAACUUUAUUUAUUGUAUUGCUAUGAGAGUUUAAGUUAAUGAGUGUAUAAGAUACGUUUUGCAAUGCGAUAUUGAAGAAAUGUUUGUUUACAAAAUGAAUUGCUUUUAGAGGUUAAAUAAAUGUGUGUAUAUGAUUGCUAUCAGCGAUUAAUGUGUGUUAAUGUUAUGUGUUGUUAUAAGUGAUUGAAUUAAUGUGUGUAUAUGAUAUAUAGUGUUAUUAGCGAUUGAAUUAAUGUGUGUAUAUGAUAUGUGUUGUUAUCAGCGAUUAAUGUGUGUAUAUGAUAUGUAUUGUUAUCAGCGAUUGAAUUAAUGUGUGUAUAUGAUAUGUUUUGUUAUCAGCGAUUGAAUUAACGUGUGUAUAUGAUAUGUAUUGUUAUCAGCGAUUGAAUUAAUGUGUGUAUAUGAUAUGUAUUGUUAUCAGCGAUCGAAUUAAUGUGUGUAUAUGAUAUUAUAUUGCUAUCAGCGAUUAAUAUAUGUAUAUGCUAUUAUAUUGCUAUCAGCGAUUUAUGUGUGUAUAUGAUAUGUAUUGCUGUAAGUGAUUGAGUAAUUGCGUGUGUGUGGUAUACAUUGCUGAGCUAUUGAAUAAAUGUCUGUAAAUGGUA